Molecule: messenger RNA, 942 nt
Organism: Camellia sinensis
Lineage: Eukaryota; Viridiplantae; Streptophyta; Magnoliopsida; Ericales; Theaceae
Source: RefSeq, a predicted model, not a curated record
AUGGCGCUGCUUCAAGAAACUAAGAGGACAUCAAUUGAUGAAGAGUUUGUUAGAUCAUGUUGGCCGGUUGAGAAGAUGGAGUUCAUGGCAGUAGAUUCAGUUGGAGCAGCUGGUGGCUUGCUUUGCAUUUGGAACCCAGAUGUUUUUCAACUUGUGGAUUGCUGCUGUAACAGGAAUUUCAUCCUUUUGACAGGUACUCUUUAUGGUAGCUUUGAUUGUGUGUUUGUUAAUGUUUAUGGUCCAAAUGAUGUUACCAGCAGAAGUAUGGUAUGGGCUAUUUUGCAUAGGCUGAAGUCAGGGGGUGAAAAACCUUGGUGUUUGGGGGGUGAUUUUAAUGAAGUUAGAAGUAUAUUUGAAAGAAAGAGUUGUUCUAGAAGGGAUAGAGGUAUGUGUGAUUUCAACGAACUAAUUGAAAACCUGGAAGUGUGUGAUAUUCCAAUGUUGGGAAGGAAAUUUACCUGGUGUAACUCUCUACAAGGAGAUAAAUGGAGUAGGCUGGACAGGUUUUUGCUUAGUCCAGAAUGGUUGCAGAAGUUCAAUUUCAAAUUAUGGGGUCUACCAAGAAGGCUAUCUGAUCAUUGCCCUAUACUGCUCUUGGAAGAUAAGAAGGAUUGGGGUCCAAAGCCUUUCAGAUUCCUGAAUGCCUGGACCCUUCAUCCUCUUUUCAAAUCCUUUGUGGAAAAAAUUUGGAAGGAAACUCCUGUAGAUAGCUGGGCUGGUUUCCAGUGCUUAAGGAAACUUAAAUCACUUAGAAUAGCACUGAAACAAUGGAACCAGGAAGUUUUUGGAAAUGUGGAUUAUAAACUCAAGCUCUUGGAGGAGGAAUUACAUGUUCUUGAUCUAACAGCUGAGGAAAGGCCACUGUCAAAGGCAGAGUUGAACAGAAGAAGAGAGGCUAAAGAGGAAGCAUGGAAGUUAAGUACUAUGGUGGAAUGGGUUUGA